Penaeus vannamei (Pacific white shrimp) is the source of this 1253-nucleotide messenger RNA. NCBI's taxonomy places the organism in Eukaryota, Metazoa, Arthropoda, Malacostraca, Decapoda, Penaeidae. The record is from RefSeq and is a predicted model, not a curated record.
AUGAACAAACCCCCAGGUUCCUUGUGCAAGAAGGACAUCGAGCUCCUGAAGGAAUGGGAUGCCGAGAAGCUCCCCCACGACCGCCGGAUGCAGCUCUUGGAAACGGGGCGCGUCGAGAUGAAGAAGCUAGGGGCCAGGGUGCGCGAGGCCCUUCCCCAGUUCUUCAACGAAAGCAUUCUGAAUCACAACAUUUCGGUAUGGUCCACGAAAACCGAUCGAACCAAAGAAACUGCAAAAGUUUUCCUGGAAGGCUUCUCUCCCUUACAGAAUCUGGAGAAGACAAUCGUAGUCAAGGAGCGUGAUAGGAUAAUGCAGUUCCAUGAGAUAUGCCAUAAAUACAACGAAAAAGUCUUUCAUGGCUCACACAUACCAGCCUUCAUGAAGUUCCUGAAAGGGCCUAAAAUCCAGAGCGUUGUUGACAGUGUGUCAAAACGCAUUGCUGUCACAGUCGAAAGCCUACAUGUGGUUCUCAUGUACAAUGCCUGUCGUUAUUACAAAGUGAUGGAGCCGCUGAAGCACUCCGCUUGGUGUGCUGUCUUCAGUAGGAAGGAUAUGGAGGUCAUGGAAUUUGGAGAGGACCUUUUCCUGCAUCAUGAUCAUGGUUAUGCUUUUGACAUAACCUACGAACAAGCUUGUCCUGUUGUGCAGGACAUACUUCAACGUUUCAGGUAUCAGAAUGACAGCAGUGUGUUCUACUUCACCCACUUGGAAGCUGUGAUAAAGGUCAUAACCCGCUUCGGCUUCUUCAACGACAGCAAGCCCCUGACCUGGGACACGAUGGAUUCCCGCCGUCGGUGGAGGACCUCGGACUUUGGCGGAUUCGGGAGCAACAUCGCCUUUCUGCUGACCAAGUGCAAGGAAGUCGGAUGGACCGUCAACACCUACAUCAACGAGAAGAGGGCCCACCUGCCGAAGUGUGCGCGUACUAAAGGCUGUCCGUGGCUCCUUUUCAAGAAACUGUAUGGCAAGUACGAGGUCUGCCCCUUCGACGAGUUGUGCGGAAAUAAGGGUUUCGGUUCAAACUGGUUCUCGGGCCCACGGCAAUUUUGGAGGAACCUCAACCUUUUUAGAGAACUGUAGAUUUUCGUAUUUUUGUUUGUGUGGAUAAUUAAUGGUUCAACAAAUAAAUAUGCAUAUACAGGUCAUGUAGCACAAAGGUAUUUUUACGAAAAAGGUAAAAGUUAAUGAUUAAAAUGUGAAAGAGGCUAAAGGUUGUAGAGCGCAAUAGGAUGGUAUGUUAGUUAAAAAAAAAA